UUUCCGCCAUUACUCGUAAAAGAACGGAUAUCUUCGUCAUUGUCCAGAAAACCUGGGAUUACACGAAUCAUGAAGCUGAAACCAUAUGACUGAGGCUGGGAAACAACCUGAUCUUCUGUAAAGUAACAGAUAUAAGCCAAAAUAUGACUCAUAAAAUCAAAUUUAUUGAGAAUGCAUCAGUCAAUAUUUCCGUAAUUUUUCCGUAAUGUCAGAAGUCGACAUUUCCGAAGAGCUUCCGAAUGGAGACGACUCGGCCUUUACGGACGAUCAUCAACAAACUAACGCCGGUGGCGAUGCCAACAACACGGUAAAUGCCGAGGGUCACCAGGCGAUUCCCUCUCAGCUGUACGUGACCACAACACAGGGCCUUGUUCCAGCAGAACAAAUUCAAGAGGAAAUAAAAACCACGCACAUUGUGAUCCAUGAUCAAACCUUUGACUCGGGGCUUAAAACCCCCACCACUCCACUCCCCCCUCCUACCCCAGCCACCCCACUCAGUAGAGAGAAAGGGUUCAAAUACACGUGGGACGAAUCUGUUCAAGGCAAUAUUCUUCCAGUGAGAUGCAAGAAUUCUAACGGGGAACUGUACAAAAAUAAGUUUGGAUCAGGUGGACGAGGAAGGUGCAUAAAAAGUGAUGGCGAAUGGUUUACACCCAACGAGUUUGAGGCCCGGAGCGGACGGGCAAGCAGCAAGGACUGGAAGAGGAGCAUACGCUAUGGUGGGCGGACCCUACAGUGUCUGAUAGAGGAUGGUGUGCUACAGCCACACGCUACGUCCUGCACCUGUGCUGCUUGCUGUGAUGAUGAAACAGUUACUGGUCCAGUGCGACUGUUCGUUCCUUACAAAAGACGCAAGAAGGACAGCGAGAGUUGUCCCCCUUCCCCUCCAUUGUCAUCUCCUCUCCCAAUCAAAAAACAGAGAAUUAACUCGGUGAAAUCGCCUGCCCCUCCCCCUUCUCAGCAGCAAAUCUCAAAUGUCACUUCACCUGUUUCCUUAGCAACCAUCGUACCAGCCAAUAGCAUCAGCAAGGAUACGGGAGCUGUGAUGGUUUCAAUUGGUGGACAGACACACACUGCCCAGCCAAUCAAAGUGACCACGUCAGAGGGCGAGACCAUGCAGAUGCAGAUCCUGACCACAGCUGACAAUCUGGGAACGUUUCUCACAACAGGAGAUGCUGUUGUUAUGGCACCUAUUUCUGAUGUGAAAUCUUCCAAUGGCGGUCUUACAAAUGCAGCCAUCUUGUCCGUACCAGACAUGUCAGAGCAGAGACAAUGGUGGCAACUAGAGGAGUUGGCCAACAACAUGUUACUACAGGCCCAGCAGCUCAAGUCCAUGAUAGAGCAGGCCAAACAACAGACUCAACUGUUCAGGGACGCCGCAGUCCAGCAGGUCAAAGCCCAGAUGGAGAAAGAGAAACAAGAGGCAAUAAAUGCCCUCAAAAUGGAGCACCAAGUUAAGAUGUCACAUGCAUUGAUGGCGGAGCGGGCCCAGCGACAGAUUGCAGUUCAGCAGGCUGUUGCCAACGCAAGGUCAGGGGUUAAGGACACUAUGGAUGUCACGAUUGUUCUUACCAACGUCACUUGUUCCAAUGCGACAACAACAGAUGUAUCUAUCGGAAUCUCACAUGCAACGGAAGAAACGAUUGCUUUGAUUGGUUCUGGGUUUGAAUGCACAAACAAAAAAUGCAUAGAUUUUAAGAAAACUUGUGAUGGCAACAAUGAUUGCGGGGAUUUCUCGGACGAAGUUGAUCAGCGAUGUCUUGCUGAUUGCCCCUACUACUUGAUCACGUGUAGAAACGGACAUUGUAUCCGCUAUGGCGAUAGGUGUGACGGCGAAAAUGACUGCGGGGAUCACUCUGACGAAAGAAAGUGUAGCAAAUGCAAAGAAAAUCAGUUUAAUUGUGAACACAGCAGGGAAUGUAUUCCGUUGUCAUGGAAAUGUAAUGGUGUUGUUGAUUGUGAACAAGGAGAAGACGAAAAAGAUAUCACAUGCAAAUGUAUGAAUCCCAAUGAGUUCCGGUGUAAAAGUCGAGGUUGCGUUGCCAUGGAUACACUAUGUGAUGGGUUCUCAGACUGCGAUGACUCCUCAGAUGAAGAACUUUGUGAUUCCUCUGUAAAAGUAAUUCCUGGCAAAUAUGGUCCGCGACACUACGACUGUCAUUGUGAGGGACAUUGCCAUCCGGGUACUGGGGCGUGUCAGGGGGCGUGUCGGCAAGGAUGGGCGGGGCCAACCUGUCAGAUCAACACUAAAGCAAUUUCAUUCCAAACGCCCAUUCAAAACAGUGGUCAUAAGGUCAUCCAAUCAGCGUUAAGUAUUGACGGCGACGUCAGAACCUGUCCGCCGCCCGCUGUAGGAUCCUUUAAUGCGUAUUGGGAAGCUAACCUUACUAAGCCCUCUGAAAUUCAAAGAAUCAGAAUAUAUAAUCUAAAAGAUGUGACGUAUUUAGCGGGUCUGGCUUUGCAUUUGGUUGUUCCUAGGUGCGUCAUCAAUAAUACUAACCUAUUGACCAAUGGCUACCUGGAUAUCACGUGUCCAGACAACGUCACAAUGCACCGUCUGUUGCUCAUCCUGAUAGCAGACGACAACAAAAUGGCCAUCAUGCAGAUAUGUGAGAUUCAGGUCAUUGUGUGCUCCAACUACUCAUUCGGUGACCAGUGUGAGAAAACGUGCAAUUGUGAUGGAAAUGAAGGAUGUGAUGACGUCACGGGAACAUGCGCACAGAGUUGUUUAUCGGGUUGGAAAGGUCCACACUGCGACAAAAAUUCACAUAAUAGAGCUCUUCGAAGGAGGAAGAAUCCGUCCCACGAUAACAGUGCCGGGUUGUCCCUCCCUACGUGGAUCUCCAUUGGUGUGGUGGCAGGGGUAUUAACUCUUGUAACCAUUUCCUUCGCAAUACGGGCACACAGAAAUCGGUCGCGUAGGAAUACCCCUGAUACCACUUCCACUUUCAACAAUAACAGAGAAAAUGGCGGAAGUUCACCCGGAAGUGUGACCAGCAGCUCGUGUCAAGGAUACGAGUCAGUUUCAUCACCUUACAACGAAGCUUACAAAAUACUUGGGGGAACCCCAAUAUCAUUCCCAGCAAUCCGGAGUCCUGACAGGAAAGACGUCACUGAUGACAGAUGCUCUUCAGUCUAUUUAUAGUGGAGGAAUUGGUUACUAGAAAAGGAGGCUGAUACCAAAACUGUUCAUAUGUUCAUGUAGCGUGUACCAACACUAAUCACAUCAAGUAGUGGUGUUACUCUGACGACAGUGUAAUUGUGUCCGUUGCCAUGACUACUCUCACUAAGCUGAACGUAAUAUAUGAUCGAAGGAUUUGUGUGUGUUGCCAUGACAAGAUGACGUACUAUGACUUCUACCACUAUGCUGAAUGUAAAAUGUUUGUUUGUGUUGCUGUGACUACCAUAACUGCUGUACUUUAAAAAAUUGCAUUAUAUGCCAUCACAAUAG
Messenger RNA from Magallana angulata, 3451 nucleotides. RefSeq lists its product as uncharacterized. The transcript has 20 exons. NCBI's taxonomy places the organism in Eukaryota, Metazoa, Mollusca, Bivalvia, Ostreida, Ostreidae. The record is from RefSeq and is a predicted model, not a curated record. Gene Ontology annotation, molecular function: DNA binding; protein binding. Bases 206 to 3145 code for a protein of 979 amino acids.